ACCGAUCUACCUUAAGCUUCCAUCACCCCAGCUUGCAAUCCUCGUCCGAGUUGACGUCGCGAAUGCGCCCAGGGGUUUUGGCUCUGCGAAGCUCUCACCAACUCCCCCCGAGCGAACCACCAAACUUUUUCGAACCAGCGCAACCUCAAUGGCACAAUAGCAGCUCCCUACCGUCCUCGCUUUUCGAGCUUCUACUUCUCACAGUAGAUCACCCACAACCAAAACCUCACGAUGCUCACAACGACCCCCCGCCUCCACGUCCGGCGCCCCUCGCCAACGACAGCCGAAUUCACAGUAACAACCCGCCCGCCACCAACCCUCGCAGUCCGCGUCCUCUCAGGCCUUCUCUUCACCCUCCGCAUCCUGCUCUUCUUCUCCUCGAUCCUACUCCUCCAGGCCGCCUUGUCAGAAUCACCCUACGCCGCGACCCUCCUCUCCGCAUCACCGACAAGAGCGAAGCCCACCACGCGCGACGGCCCAGACGCCCUCUUCUCGAGCGCAACGCUCUGGCAGAUCCUCCUCUUCAUACGCACCUCCGCACCAGGCCGUCUGGCGCACGCCGUCGCUGCCUCCCACGCGAUACCACUGCCCGUCCUGGUACCGGGGUGUCUGCUCGCGGCCUACGCGACGCUGAAGCGCACACAUACCACCGAGAGUCUGCUCGUGCUGCGCGGGUUGGGGAUACAGACCAGUUCGACGAGUGGGAGCUACUUGUCGGCGGCCGCGACACGGUUCAUACCUACGGAGAAGAUCCAGGAUGUGCUAGUGAAUGAGGCGUUCAGGGGCUUCGAGGUGCGGUACUAUCUUAUCGUCAUUGUCGAGGGAGAGGAGGAUAUUAUAGUCGUGUUUCCAAGGAUAUUGCCGAAGAAGAAGAUUGUGGAGACGGUAUGGAGAGGUGUAAGGGGGUGUCUUUGGGAAGCGGAUGGUGGGAGUAGUAAUAGGAAGAUGGACGAUAGAUGGCAGAACGGGGUAUGAAAUCUCCCCAGUAGCCUUGACGAAUUCAUGA
This is a messenger RNA of Colletotrichum godetiae, 1006 nucleotides long. RefSeq names its product GPI-GlcNAc transferase complex. Gene Ontology annotation, biological process: GPI anchor biosynthetic process. Lineage: Eukaryota; Fungi; Ascomycota; Sordariomycetes; Glomerellales; Glomerellaceae. Gene Ontology annotation, cellular component: glycosylphosphatidylinositol-N-acetylglucosaminyltransferase (GPI-GnT) complex. The transcript has a single exon. The record is from RefSeq and is a predicted model, not a curated record. Bases 232 to 975 code for a protein of 247 amino acids.